This is a messenger RNA of Daldinia decipiens, 1265 nucleotides long. RefSeq lists its product as uncharacterized. Bases 621 to 1145 code for a protein of 174 amino acids. Lineage: Eukaryota; Fungi; Ascomycota; Sordariomycetes; Xylariales; Hypoxylaceae. The record is from RefSeq and is a predicted model, not a curated record. The transcript is spliced from 2 exons.
GUACCUACCUACCUAGGUUAGGUAUACAACGUCAUUCUUUACCUUUAGGUAGACUCUUACUUCACUAUUAACCACCAUUAGUUACUUCUACAUUGUCACAUUUGCGUACUUCAACGCGCCAUCACGUAUGUUGAAUUGUAAGGUCCAAGGUAAGCGCGACUUGGGUAUAAUAAUACUUAGCACUCGAAAAUUUAAACAUUUCCCUUAACCUAGGUACAUCUACAUAUCUCCCUGGCAGGUGCUUCCCAUCAUCUUAUGGCUUAGUCUUAAUAUCUCCUGGCCCUUGGUUCCCUUGGUCUCUUCUCUACCUCCGUCUUAUUUUCUCCUCCUUAUCUUGUCUUGUAUGCUAUGUUCCCAAAGACGCAGUCGCAAUAAGUUAUCUCUAUUAGACAAGUUAUCCCAACUAUCAAAUAUCAAACCCAUCGUUAACUUUCCAACCCCCUAAGCUCACCAUUGCAAAGUCUCUUACUUUCCAUCUUCCAUCUUCCAUCUCCCAUCUUCUAUCUUCCAAUCCAAUCCAAAUCCUCCAAGCUAUCCAAUUCGUGUAAUCUUCUAGCCAUCGCCCUUCGUAACCAAGAACUAUUUAUUAUCCACUCUGUAUUGCCCACAGCUCCUCCGCAAUGGCAGUCGACGACGUCUCCUCGAGCGCUAAGGCCAGGGCCAGCGAUUUGCUCGCCUACGGCCAACGUCAUGUCGACCGAGUCGUGAGCCCGCCUACACGACAGAAGGCCUACGACUGGAUUUACAACUUAUCAACCGAGAAGCCUAUUCUAUUUUCUUUUGUCGCCUUUCAAUUUGCCCUCUGCCUCGCUCCUCUGCUCCUCUUUGCAGGCUUUGCCGCGACAACUAUCGCUGUCUCUUUGAUCUCCGCCGUCCUGUUCUCGCUCUUUUGGAUCGGUGUUGCCACACUUUUUCUUGUGCCGACUCUCUGCCUCACCUUCACCAUCGCUCUAUUACUAUGGGCAUGGGCGGCCGCCACCUUCUUCGCUGGCCGUUGGGCCUACAAUAGGCUACCGUUCAGCGUUGAUGGACACGGCAGAAUAGUGGCACGCGACAGCUGCGAGAAAAGGAUCAUCUUCGAUCGGAAGAACGAUACUGGCGCCGACUUGGACAUCAAGGCCGAGGUGGUCGAGGUCAAGGAAUAGAUUGCCGGCGAGGUUAUAUGGAUGGCAAUGGAGGUUGGCUGGUUUAUGAUACACCAGGGCACCGUGGCACUGCUGAAACUCAGAUUUUGGGUCUAGAAUUGCAUGGGCCGACUACACCUU